Messenger RNA from Acanthosepion pharaonis, 750 nucleotides. Lineage: Eukaryota; Metazoa; Mollusca; Cephalopoda; Sepiida; Sepiidae. The record is from the annotation of a GenBank genome assembly.
AUGCGAGGGAAUUCCCCCAGAGCUGACGUCAGCAAUCUUCGAGAAUGGCACGCAUUCAUGUGGAUACGCCAAGAAGAAAAUGGAAUAGUGAUGGUGGCAGACGAAGAGGAGGAAAAAGAAAGAAAAGUGGUAGGAGUUAUAGAAGGGAGACAGAAUUCUUUUUCUUUUGCUCUUUCUGCUAGUUUUUUGCUUUCCUAUCUUUCUUUCUCCUUCUUUUCUUCUAGUUUUUCUCCUCCUUUUUCUCAUUGUCUUUCUGAACGUUCUUGUUUACCUUCUUUGUUUUCCCCUCUUCAUUCUAUUUUCUUUCUUUUUCUCCUUGUCUUUUUACUAAUUCUAGAUUUCCUUCUACAUUCCCUCCUUCUUUUUCUAUUUUUUUUUCUUUUUUAUCUCCUUUUCUAUUCUGUUCUUUUUUUUGCUUUUUUUUUCUACUAUUUCCAGCCAGCGGGAAGUGAAGACAGUUCGAGCCCGUUCUUGCUACACUUCUUAUCUAUCUAUCUAUCUAUCUAUCUAUCUAUCUAUCUAUCUAUCUACGCCACUUCAUUAUCUAUCUAUCUAUCUAUCUAUCUAUCUAUCUAUCUAUCUCACUUCCUUAUCUAUCUUGGGUAUAAGUUACAUCGUUCAGUUCAUCAGCGGGAAAGAUUCGUCACCAUAGUAUCAAGAUCGAUAAAAUGGAAGCCAAAUAAUCUUUUCUCUCUCUCUCUCUCUGUCUCUCUCUCUCUCUCUCUCUAUCUGUCACUCUUCGUCAACUGA